This is a messenger RNA of Ilyonectria robusta, 1335 nucleotides long. Its product is annotated as copper homeostasis CutC domain-containing protein. Lineage: Eukaryota; Fungi; Ascomycota; Sordariomycetes; Hypocreales; Nectriaceae. Gene Ontology annotation, molecular function: copper ion binding. The record is from RefSeq and is a predicted model, not a curated record. Bases 273 to 1106 code for a protein of 277 amino acids. The transcript has a single exon.
CACCAACAAACGACUCUCCUUUAAUUAACUCAACGCCGCACCUCUCGGGGUUGUUUCGAUCUCACAAUGCCUCAAAACCCCCCAAGCCACAUCGCAUCGACGUUUGCCAUGGUGAUGGCUUCUAGCCGGUAAGCACUAUUUAAUCAACCCUGCCUCACCACCAGGAGCCCUUCUCAACCUCUCACCAUCACACCACAAUCCCCUGGGAGGAGGAUAUCACAACUCAUACACAUAUCCUCAUCUCCUCCCUUCUUCACUCGAGCAACGCAACCAUGGUCAAGAAGACUCCGCUCGAAGUCGCCGUCUUCUCCCCGGCCAACGCCCUCCGCGCCCAGGCCCUCGGGGCUUAUCGCGUCGAGCUCAACGCGCAGGGCUCCUACGAUGACGGCGGCCUCACGCCCCUGGUCAGCGAUGUCGCCAGCCUCCACCGCCCCGAGAAGAUGGGUGACCAGAAGCUCGAAAUCCCCAUCCGCAUCAUGAUCCGGCCCCGCCCGGCCCCCGGCCCCACCCACGCCGAGCCGCACGACUUCGUCUACUCGGACGCCGAGUUCCAGACCAUGUGGGACUCCAUCACGGCCUUCAAGAACCUCCGCACCCUCAACCCGGUCCGCGGCGACGCCUUCGUCUUCGGCAUCCUCGAGCGAGUUGGCCCUGGCGUUACCCCUGUUGAGCGCGAGCUCGCCAUCGACAUCCGCCGCUGCACCAUGCUCGUCGCCCACGCCAAGCCCAUCCGCUGCGUCUUCCACCGCGCCUUUGACGUUAUCGCGAAAUCCGACGACUGGCACGACGGCCUUAGCGAGCUCGUCCGCUGCGGCUUCACCGGCGUCCUGACUUCCGGCGGCGACGGCCCCUUUUACGACAACAUUGACCGUAUUCACCGCAUGUGCUGCCAGAUGCCUGAUCUCCAGAUCAUCGUGGGCGGCGGUGUUCGUUACUACAACGUCGAAGAACUUCUCCAGCGCCUCGAUCAUAUUGCUAGACUCAAUAUUUGGAUGCACUCGUCUUGCCUGUCUCACGACGAACCAACUGAUCUCGACCCCGAGGAAGUCGACCCCGAUGAGCUCAUAGGACUGUGCUCGGCUCUGGGUCUUGAUGAUGUGGACUAGCACUCCCCUCAGGAGGUUUGGACACAGUUGUUUCACUGAAACAACCCCCGUCUUGAACGUGGCAACGGAUAUGGGGAUGGGUAUUCGGAAACUGGUUUGUCACAUUGACUCAUUCGUGGGAUUGAGCACCAUCGCACCAUUACGGUAGCAUUAUAGAGACAUCUUAUACAGCAGCAUGCACUCAGUCAGUGCCAGGCAAUUGCUAGCAUAGUCAUCAUUUUUCAAUGGA